CUGAACUCUCUACCGUGCGUCACUCUGGCUUUGAGGAACGGCACGACUGUCCGGUGGUCUCUCAAACAGUGACAAUGGGUCGGCAGGAGCAAGGAUGGGUCGUCUGCGUAACUGUCCUGGGACUUGUGGCGUCGGUGCACAGCAUAACACGGGGAGAACUUUUCCCAUUCGGUCCCGCCUCAAGAGACCAGCUGCUGGAACCGGGGACUGACCAGACGCACCAACUUACAUUGGACAAUCCCGUUUUGUUUUAUGAUGGCACUUUCAACAACAUCUAUAUCAACACCAAUGGCUUUGUUGCUACAACAGAGCCAACAAGUGAGUCGACAUAUCUUGGCAGUAUGCCGCCAAAAUUUGGCAUGAUUGCAGCUUUGCAAGGAGACCUAGACACGAGUGACGGUGUGGGGAAAGUGUACUUCCGUCAGGAUUCGAGCCCAGUCAUCCUGCGACAGGCAGCCAACCACAUCAACAGGGCUUUCCCAGAGGACGAUGAAGUAAAUCCCAUUCAUGCUGUGGUGAUCACAUGGGUAGAUGUUGCCACCCAUGAACCUCAAAACAGAGACGGCACUAACAAAAAGAGAAACACCUUCCAGCUGGUGAUUGCAUCCCUGGAGACUGCCUCUUAUGCCAUCGUGCUUUACCCAAGGGAUGGCAUACAGUUUUCCUCCACACCAGUAGGGGACAGUAUUGCUCCCAUGCAUGCUGGCUUUAGUAAGGGUGUGGUCCAGGGUUUUCUGUUUUCUAGACAGGGACCGUACUACCGCAUCAUUACUGAUGACGAGGCGUCCGUCAGGGCUUUGGCAGAGGGAACCAACGCUGGCCUGCGGGGUGUAUGGGUGUUCGAGAUUGGAACUUCUCCCUACUUUUCCAACGUGGCUCCAGGUGAAGUCACUGAACUGCCACCUGACAGCUCACAGCAGAGGGUCCUGGAGGGCUACGAGGACGCUGUUGACGUAAGGAGGCCGGUGUAUCCUGGAGUGCAGCAGGUGGAGUACCCUCCUUAUGAGCCAGAGGGCCAGGUCCUAGUCCACACAGUCCAGUUCCAGCCGCAGCACGUCGACUUUCCCGGGAACCCUGAGGUGGUGGUAGUGGAUGACGGAGAUAUAAAUGUAGAUGUGUUCUCAUACAACUUUGGGACAUGUGCGAACAGCGGAAACAAGUGCUCCAACUUUGCGGACUGCAAGGACCACACCAGCGGAUACUGCUGCCACUGCAGGCCCGGAUACUACGGCAAUGGAGUGCAGUGUGUGGCAGAGGGGAAGCCCCAGAGGAUGAAUGGCAAAGUGAAUGGAAAGGUGUACGUGGGCAACUCUCCCACUCCAGUGGAGUUCACCAGCAACGAUCUCCACUCGUACGUGGUGGUGAAUGAUGGACGCUCGUACGUGGCCAUCAGUGACAUCCCUCCCAGCCUCGGUCCCUCCCUCCAGCCGCUGUCGGCUCUUGGCGGCGUGAUCGGGUGGGCAUUCGCUCUGCAGCAGCCUGGCUUCAAGAACGGCUUCAGUAUUAUCGGGGGGGUAUUCACGCGGCAAGCUGAGGUGACCUUUCUGCCGGGGAAUGAGAAGCUGAUCAUCAGGCAAGAGUUCAACGGCAUCGAUGAGCACGACCACCUGGCGGUGAGCACCACCCUGGAAGGCCGGGUCCCUGAGGUCCCCCGCGGCUCCACCGUGCAAAUUGACCGCUACUCUGAGAUCUACCAGUACAGCAACAACCUGGUCACCUCAUCCUCCACUCGGGACUACGUGGUGAGUUUGCCCGAUGGCUCCACUGAGACCAGGACGUACCAGUGGCGGCAGACCAUCACCUUCCAGAGCUGCCAGCACGACGAAGCCUCCAGGGACGUAAAGCCCACCCAGAUGCUCAGCGUGGAUCAGGUCUUUGUCAUGUACGACGCCAAUAAUGAACUCAUCCGCUUCGCCAUGAGCAACAAGAUUGGGGAUGUCAACGGAGGACAGCCAGAAGAGAACCCCUGUUUCACCGGGAGACACGGAUGUGACACCAAUGCAGUUUGCCGACCUGGACAGGGGACUCAGUUCACCUGCGAGUGUGCUGCUGGCUUCAACGGCGAUGGUCGCUCAUGUUACGACAUUGAUGAGUGCAGAGAGGAUCCUCAGAUCUGCGGCUCCCACGCCAUCUGCAACAACCAGCCUGGGACGUUCCGCUGCGAGUGCGUGGAUGGCUACCAGUUUGCCAGUGAUGGGCAGACCUGCAUUGAGGUGAACCGACCUGUGGACCACUGCGAGGCGGGUUCCCAUAACUGUGACAUUCCUGAGCGCGCUCAGUGCAGCUACACGGGAGGGUCCUCCUACAUCUGCUCCUGCCUGCCAGGGUUCAUAGGAGAUGGCCGAGUCUGUCAAGACAUAGACGAGUGUCAGCCGGGCAGGUGCCAUCAAGACGCCGUCUGCUACAACACCCAGGGAUCUUUUACCUGCCAGUGCAGGCCAGGUUACUAUGGUGAUGGCUUCUACUGCUCCACAGAGAGGACCAAAACACAGUGUGAGAGCCACAGGGAAAGCGUCCUGGUUGCGCGGGGUCCCCGGCCACCCGUCGGUCACUUCAUCCCGCAGUGUGACGAGCACGGCGCCUAUGAGCCCAUCCAGUGCCACGGCAGCACGGGACACUGCUGGUGUGUGGACCGCAACGGGCAGGAGAUCCCCGGGACGCGCUCCGGCCCCGGCAGCAGACCGAUGUGUAUCGACCAUGACGGGGGGCGACCGCCGGUGGGACCCACGCCCCGACCCGACGUGCACCCCCUGCCUCCGGGAACACACCUGAUGUUUGCCCAGAGCGGCAAGAUAGAGUUCGUCCCCCUGGAGGGCUAUGACAUGAAGAAGGACGAUGCCAAGGCGGUCCUCCACCUGCCUGAGAAGGUAAUCAUCGGAGUGGCCUACGACUGUGUGGACAAAAUGGUGUACUGGACCGAAAUCUCCUCUCCGUCCAUCAGCAGGGCCAGCAUACAGGGGGGAGACCCCACUCCGGUCAUCAAAACAGAUCUGGACAGCCCAGAGGGCAUCGCCAUCGACCACUUGGGCCGAACCAUGUUCUGGACCGACUCUGUGAAGGAUCGCAUCGAGGUGGCGUCUCUGGACGGCUCCCAGCGACGCGUCAUCAUAGACUCUGAUCUCGUGAACCCUCGUGCAAUUAUCACUGACCCACCUAAUGGAAAUCUGUACUGGGCCGACUGGAACCGAGAUGCACCCAAGAUCGAGACGUCUUACAUGGACGGCUCCAACAGAAGGGUGCUGGUCAAAGACGAUCUGGGUCUACCGAACGGAUUGACCUACGACCCCCAGAGCGCCCUGCUCUGUUGGGCAGACGCAGGCACACACAAAAUGGAGUGCAUGAAUCCUGCUCUGGGCGACCGGAGAAAGGUUCUGGAGGGGAUCCAGUACCCGUUCGGUAUCACGUCUCAUGGGAAGAACAUCUACUACACUGACUGGAGGAGGGAUGCAGUGGUGGCGGUGGACCGCUACGCCGGCAGAGAGACAGACGAGUUCCAGCCUCUGAAACGCACCAAACUGUACGGCAUCACGACAGCCUACGCCCAGUGUCCCUCCGGACAAAACUACUGUGCUGUGAACAACGGGGGCUGCACUCACCUCUGUUUAGCCACGCCGGGCGGCCGCUCCUGCAAGUGUCCCGACCACGCGGUGGCUGUGAACUGCGUGGAGAGCGACAGCAGGUACUGAGCCGAGGAGGCCGAGAGAUGAGAUCAGAAGAGAUGACACCAUUUUUAACGUCAGCAUACUAAACCGUAGCUGUUGAAAAUGCCACUGAAAACAGGAUGUGAAUUGCUGUGCCUUUCGUCACUCAGUGAUAUCCUCACCUAUUCUUUCUAAAAUCCCCCCUGUGCCUUUAUAAAGUCACAAUCGCCUUGCAGAAUUGUAAAUACAAACACUGUCUUUUGUUGACAUUUCUUUUCCCGAGUGCACAUACACUGAGGGAAAAAAAGAAAAAUAAACGCAAGGGAUAAAUAAUUUAAUGUGAAUCUGACUUCCAUCUUGUGUCAGUUCUGUUACACUGUGGCACGUUCGGAUUAUCCCAUAGGCUGUCCCAUGGAAGUAUUAUAGCGGAUUAUGACUAAAAGGUGCCUUUAUAAGCUGUUGGGAUGAGUUUACAUGCUGGGCAGCGAAUGAAUAAAAACAUUUUUGUAACAA
Myripristis murdjan (pinecone soldierfish) is the source of this 4154-nucleotide messenger RNA. RefSeq names its product nidogen 1a (gene nid1a). Gene Ontology annotation, molecular function: calcium ion binding; Wnt-protein binding; Wnt receptor activity. Gene Ontology annotation, cellular component: plasma membrane. NCBI's taxonomy places the organism in Eukaryota, Metazoa, Chordata, Actinopteri, Holocentriformes, Holocentridae. The transcript has 20 exons. Gene Ontology annotation, biological process: canonical Wnt signaling pathway; cell-matrix adhesion. The coding region runs from base 75 to 3686 and encodes 1203 amino acids. The record is from RefSeq and is a predicted model, not a curated record.